AUGAGUGGUUUUAAAGGACUCACAAAAGUGAUAUACAAAGUGAAGAGCUACAAGCAAGACAGCCAUAUUACUUUCACCUACCACAGUGUCGAUGGCGAAGAAGGUUUUCCGGGUGAUCUUCAAGUCUCGGUGACAUACUCGCUACCGGAGCCAAACAAGCUGGAGGUCAAAAUGAAGGCAAAGGCUCUGAACAAGCCCACCCCGGUGAGCCUGGGCACCCACUUUUACUGGAACCUCGGGGGCCACAACAGCGGGGAUAUCCUAUCCCAUAGUCUCCAGCUGUUUGCCUCCAGGUUCACCCCGUUGGACAUCGAACUCAUCCCUACCGGAGAGAUUAGUCCAGUUCAAGGCACGGUAUACGAUUUCCUUCAACCCCACAUCAUCGGAAGCAAAAUGAAGGAGCUAAAGGGAGGCUACGACAUGAACUAUGUCGUGGACAACGCAGGGGACGGUCGGUUGGCAAAGGUGGCGGUGGUGCAGGAGAGCAAGUCUGGGAGGAAGAUGGAGCUGUGGAGCACCGCUCCCGGGGUACAGUUUUAUACGAGUAACGUCAUGGGAGGAGUUAAGGGGAAGGAGGGGUUGUGCUUGGAGCCGCAGGGCUUCCCCAACUCAGUGAACCAACCGAAUUUUCCAUCCCAGAUUGUGAACCCAGGCGACAUUUACAAACAUGUUAUGGUUUUUGAAUUCACAGCAAAUAGUAAUUAG
This is a messenger RNA of Thlaspi arvense, 705 nucleotides long. NCBI's taxonomy places the organism in Eukaryota, Viridiplantae, Streptophyta, Magnoliopsida, Brassicales, Brassicaceae. The record is from the annotation of a GenBank genome assembly.